Messenger RNA from Colletotrichum gloeosporioides, 2439 nucleotides. RefSeq names its product Beta-glucuronidase. NCBI's taxonomy places the organism in Eukaryota, Fungi, Ascomycota, Sordariomycetes, Glomerellales, Glomerellaceae. The transcript is spliced from 5 exons. The coding region runs from base 1 to 2439 and encodes 812 amino acids. The record is from RefSeq and is a predicted model, not a curated record.
AUGCUCUACCCUCUCGCUCUCGUUGCCCUCGCAGGUCUUAGCUCUGCUUCGCCCACUGUUCAACCCAUCGACUUCGAUGCCAUCGUGGCUGCUGCCACCCCCUCGCUUGUUGGCCCUCCCGCCACUGCCACCGACCAAACCGGCGUCUACAACGCUGUAGCUGCCUCUUCGUCUGCUGCCGUUGCUGUUACUGGUGUUGCUUCUGCCAGUGCCACCGCCUCUGUCGUUGCCCGCAACCUUGAGGCUCUUGAGGCUCGCAGCCUUGAGAAGCGCACUUACUGCUUCCUCUGGUGGUGCUGGGGAACUCCUACCACCACUACUUCUGCCAAGGCUGCCACUUCCACGUCUUGUACCACCUCUACCACCGCCAAGGCUGUUGUCACCACCACUUCGGCCACUCCCGUGAUUACGUCGGCCGCUUCGACCAUCACCGUCCCCUCCAGCUGCACCCCCAUCAGCUGGACCAACACCUUCGCGUUCACCACCGCGACUGGCUGCGCUGCUCCCUUUGAAGUCGGCACCUACUGCGGAUUCAUCAACCCUGAGGACCCUUGUGCCCCUCAGCCCGCUGGCAGCGGACCUCAGGUCCAGCCUGACACCGCCAGCGCCUUCCAGGCCUACGCUCCUUUCCAUUCCAUGGCCUCGAAUGCUCCUACUCCCAGCGGAUACGCCCAGACCUUCAAGGACCUUGGUGCCUCUGUCAACGCCAACAGCUACCUCGGCCUGCACACUCUCACCUCCUACGACGUUGCCCAGUGCGCUGCUUACUGCGACAAGACCGACCUUUGCACUGGUAUCAACAUCUACAUUGAGCGUGACCCCUCUAUCAACCCCGACAAGUGCUCUUGCCAGAACCCUUCGUCCAUCACCAACUACAAGUGCACUCUCUGGGGAUCUGGCGUUGACAGCGCUGCCGCCACCAACACUGGUCAGACCCGUGACAGCUUCCAGGUCGUCAUCGCCGGCUCCAACGGCUACCAGAAGACCAACAACACCACUCCUACUACUCCUUCCGGCUGGACCAACCCCAAGAACUGCGGUGGUGUUACUCACAGCCACCCCUCCACCUGCAUUGGCCAGAAGUUCUUCCCUGGUCCCUUCGAUGUCAGCCUUUGCGCCGCUUACGCUGCUUCUCAGAACACUGUCAACUACAAGUCUCUUGGUCUGUCCUCUUGGGCUAGCUGGUUGGGCUACAGCCCCCUGAAGUGCAACUUCUUCAACGCCUUCAUGAUCAAGCAGAACGGUGUUGCCAAGGGUACCUACUGCAGUCUCUUCUCCCAGCAGUACAACCCCUCUGCUGCUUCCUACAGCCCGGGUAACAAAUCAGUCCCAAACACGUUCUCGGAGAAUCUGUUGGAGAAGUUUCGCAAAUUCAGUGGAGAUGAUCGCCCAACCAUCCGCGUGGGUGGAUCAAGCCAGGACGGAGUUGGCUAUGAUUCAGACCUAGAGGUUUUCCGUAUUCUCGAAGAGAGCGGCGAUCUUCCUGCUAGGCUCACAAUUGGGCCAACGUUCUUUGAGUCUCUCAACACUUUUACUGACACUCGCUUCAUCUAUGGUCUCAACAUGAAGCGCUCAGUCCAGAACGAGACACACUACCAGAACAUGCUCGACACUGUUGCCGCCGCCUGUAAGGCCUUGUCCAACAACAAUCUGCUCGGUUGCGGCGUGGCUGAAGGGUACUCGAGAUGCAAAAAGGUUCUCGAGGACAAGUGCCCAGACCUUGCCGAUGACGACAAGUUCCGCUGGCUUACGCCAUCACCUUCCAGCUUGUCAUCAGGACACUUGAACAUUCCAGACAUCAUAGAGGCGGGCAUUGACGAGGAUGGCUCAGUCUAUUUCCUCGGAGCUCAUAGCUACAUGGGAAAUGGACGAAAACCUGUAAACAAGCAGGCCAAGCUCAUGAACCAUACUUCUGUGGAAGGUUCCAUUAAUCGGCAUACAUCCAAACAGGACAUCGGAACAAAAGCACCCUAUUACGGUAACCUGGCAACUGCAGCCAUCCUAGGCCGUCUCGGUAAGGACAAGGUUCAGGUUGCGAAUCUCCCAGCUACUGGAAACGGGGCCGAGCCUGCGUAUGGCAUUUACCACUCUGGAAAGCUUGCCAAGGUGGCUAUUCUGAAUAUGGCCGAAUACAACUUCACAGCUAGCGGUAAUGCAACCGAGACUGAGCUCAACAAGUUCAAGCGUAGCAACCACAGCUUUUCCAUCAACCUCGACAGUAGUUUCAACGGCAAGACUGCUACGGUGCUUCGUCUCAUCGCUCCGGGUGCUGACUCGAUUACUGGGAUCACAUGGGAUGGAUACACCUUCAACUAUGACGUGGACAAUGGCAAGGCUGCGCGUGUCUCAAACGUCACUGUUGGCGAGGAGGUUGCUGUUAGCGAUGGCAAAGCGACCCUUUCUAUCGCGGACAGCAGUGCCGUGGUUGUUGAGUUUUGA